AUGCCCGAGCCCUUCGGAGGUGCCCGAUGGCCCUUUAUCGGCUAUGAUCCAUCGCUGAUUCGCUCAUCCAUUGUUCGCCUUCAUUCAGAAUUUUAUGUUCAUGUGAACCGUGGUUCAUGUCAACCCGCGCAAUAUGGCGAUAACCGUCUGGGAUCUUCAACAGGGGUAAAGUGUCAUCCCCAGAGGACCCCUCAUUUGGCCUGCCAGGGUGAAUGUGAGGGUAUUCGCCAGGAUCUUGAGGCCGCAAAUCCUGCAUCUGUUGGGACAGCGCUGACUGGUCCGCCCGCAGGGCCGAUUAGCCAUGCAUUUACUAUCGAGUAA
Penicillium longicatenatum is the source of this 321-nucleotide messenger RNA. RefSeq lists its product as uncharacterized. The record is from RefSeq and is a predicted model, not a curated record. Bases 1 to 321 code for a protein of 106 amino acids. Lineage: Eukaryota; Fungi; Ascomycota; Eurotiomycetes; Eurotiales; Aspergillaceae. The transcript has a single exon.